Melanaphis sacchari is the source of this 2179-nucleotide messenger RNA. RefSeq names its product calcium-independent protein kinase C-like. Bases 77 to 1372 code for a protein of 431 amino acids. Gene Ontology annotation, biological process: protein phosphorylation. Gene Ontology annotation, molecular function: ATP binding; protein serine/threonine kinase activity. Lineage: Eukaryota; Metazoa; Arthropoda; Insecta; Hemiptera; Aphididae. The record is from RefSeq and is a predicted model, not a curated record. The transcript has 8 exons.
CGAAGUUUGUACUCUAAAUGUGCACAGAAGAUGUGUGAAAAAUGUCGCGAAUAAUUGUGGCAUUAAUCCUCGGGAAAUGGCAGAUACAUUACGAAGCUGUGGUUUGAAUGUCAGCAAAAAUGUUGACUGGCCUGGUGGAAAUGGUAGUUUUAGCGUCAGCAGUGUUUCAGGAAGUGGAAGUGGUUUGCACCGUGAUCUCAGUCAACAAUCUACCAAUAUGUUGAACAAUAUGUCUGAUAAGAAUUCCUUGCAGGACAAACGAAGUAGUGACAAAAUGUCCAAAUUGAAUCAAAGCAUGAGCUGUUUUAACUUAGGUAAUCGAAAAAUGAGUGUAACAGAUUUUAAUUUUAUAAAAGUUCUGGGCAAAGGAAGUUUUGGCAAAGUGAUGUUAGCUGAAAAACGAGGAACUGAUGAAGUCUACGCUGUCAAAGUGUUGAAAAAAGACGUGAUUGUGCAGGACGACGACGUCGAUUGCACCAUGACUGAGAAACGCAUUUUAGCUCUCGCUGCUAAACAUCCAUUUUUAACGGCUUUACAUUCUUCUUUUCAGACUAAAGAUCGUUUGUUUUUCGUCAUGGAAUAUGUGAACGGUGGCGAUCUAAUGUUUCAAAUACAGAGAGCUAGGAAAUUUGACGAGCUACGUGCCAGAUUUUACGCAGCAGAAGUAACACUUGCUUUGCAGUUUCUUCAUCGGCACGGUGUAGUUUAUAGAGAUUUGAAGUUGGAUAACAUAUUAUUGGACAAUGAAGGUCACUGUAAGCUUGCUGAUUUUGGAAUGUGCAAAGAAGGCAUAGUUGACGGAGUAACCACUACUACAUUUUGUGGAACUCCUGAUUACAUAGCUCCUGAAAUUCUUCAAGAAUUAAACUACGGUGCAAGUGUCGAUUGGUGGGCAUUAGGAGUUCUUAUGUACGAAAUGAUGGCUGGCCAACCACCAUUUGAAGCUGACAACGAAGACGAUCUUUUUGAAUCUAUUUUGCACGACGACGUUCUUUAUCCAGUCUGGCUCAGUAAAGAAGCCGUGUCCAUUUUAAAAGGGUUCAUGACAAAAAACCGUAACAAACGUCUUGGCUGUGUGGUGGCUGAUGGCUUGGAAUCGGCUAUAAGAAUUCAUCCAUUUUUUCGAGAUUUAGAUUGGGACGCCUUAGAAAACCGUCGUGUUAAACCGCCUUUCAAACCAAAAAUUAAAAAUAAAAAAGACGCGAUGAACUUUGAUGCCGAGUUUACCAAGGAAGAACCAGUAUUGACACCCGUGCCUGUGGAUGUAACUUUAUCUAUUAACCAAGAAGAAUUUCAAGGGUUCUCAUUUGUCAAUUUUGAUUUUAAUCCGAACAAAUUCACCUCUUCUCAAUCUUCAGAUUCUUCUAAAUAAUAAUAAUUCUACCAAAUAAAACAUUUAACUCUGCUGAAAAUCGAUUCGAAGAGAAUUUUAACGAACAAUCUGCAAUAAACAAAAAUGAUUGUUAUGUGAUACGCACAAGUCUACAUAUUGGUAUUAUUACUCACGAGUUGCCUCUAAUAUAGUAUAUAUAUUAUAUAAAUAUAUAUAUAUAUAUAUAACUUCUAAUAUGAUUAUCACUAUAAUAUUGUCUAGUCUAGGAUCAAUUAAGCGAAUCAAUCGAUCCUGCAAUAUUAAUUAGUUUAGCUAAAUCUAAUAAAAUACCUAAUUUAUUAUUAAAGUAUAUGCCCGUACUCGAAAUGAUCUAGAAUUCUAUCGUAAAUUAAACAGUAUUAUUUUGCAUUUUAUUAUCAAACCAAACUAGUCACUUAUUUUAUUAUCGAUCACCUUCGAAUAUCACUCAAUUAUUUAAUGUGUAUAUAUGUUAAUUGAACGUUAAUUUACUGCGAAUUUUGAUGAUACUUAUUAUUUUUAACUAUACGCUAUGUAUUUUUGUUUACCAUUAUAAACGUCUAUACUAAGUGACCAUCAAAAAUUCGUCAAUCUUUAUGACAUACGAUUUCGUGUGAUAUGACUGUUACUAUAUAUCAUAUAGUAACACAUAUUAUAUAACAUAAAAUUCUAAUACUUACCUACGAAUUUGUUAUGAUCUAAUUAUUAUAAUAUAUUAUUAUAUGUAGUAACCGACGUCGAGAUUUCAAGCUAAUUUACAAUUAUUUUGUUGCCUAAAACGCGUAUAAUAUAGUCCAUUAAAAACAAAAAAACAAAAAACAUCGAGAA